Messenger RNA from Pseudopodoces humilis (Tibetan ground-tit), 1982 nucleotides. NCBI's taxonomy places the organism in Eukaryota, Metazoa, Chordata, Aves, Passeriformes, Paridae. The record is from RefSeq and is a predicted model, not a curated record.
CCAGCUUUCUUCUCCUGCUUCACCAGAACUGCCGUGUCCUGGAGCUGCCUCUCUCUCUGAUGGCUUUAGAGCUCCAAAAUGAGCAGAUGCCUUUCUAAGAACACGAGUCCCUGUGUGGAAAACUUGUGUGGUGCAAGUGGUCCAGCAUCCACGGCAGCGCUCUGCGAAAUCUUACUGCCAAGGACAUCCCUUCAGGGGGCUUCCAAAGAUGGGGACCCCCUGCCCAGAGCCAUGAGGACGAACCGCUGCAGCCACCUGCCUGGAGUCCCUCCGGAGUGCCCACGCCCCACGGCCCCCGAUGGCAAGAGCCUGCCCAGCAGCAGCAGCAGCGGGGGCCUGGCCACCAGCUGUCCCCAGUAUGUCAUGCAGGUGUCCUCCAAGGAUGGGCAGCUGCUCUCGUCCGUCGUGCGGACCCUCGCCGUGCAGAGCAGCCCCUUCAAUGACCGCCCCAUCUGCAGGAUCUGCCAUGAGGGCAGCAGCCACGAGGAGCUGCUGUCCCCCUGUGAGUGCACGGGGACGCUGGGGACCAUCCACCGCAGCUGCCUGGAGCACUGGCUGUCGUCCUCCAACACCAGCUACUGCGAGCUCUGCCACUUCAGGUUCGCCGUGGAGCGCAAGCCCAGGCCACUCCUGGAGUGGCUGAGGAACCCUGGCCCCCAGCAUGAGAAGAGGACACUCUUUGGGGACAUGGUGUGCUUCCUCUUCAUCACCCCGCUGGCCACCGUCUCCGGCUGGCUGUGCCUGCGAGGAGCCGUGGACCACCUGCACUUUAGCAGUAGGCUGGAAGCUGUCGGCCUCAUUGCACUCACUGUGGCACUCUUCACUAUUUACCUCUUUUGGACCCUGGUGUCCUUCAGGUACCACUGCCGGCUGUACCACGAGUGGCGUCGGAACAAUCAGCGGGUGAUGCUCCUCAUCCCAAAAUCUGCCAACAUCCCCUCCACCCAGCAGUCCCUGCUGGGCCUGCAGCCCCUCAAAAGGAGCUCCAAGGAGACAAUUGUGUGAUUUGGGGUGGGGCUGUACACUGAAGGUGUUUCUUUCUCAGACUGGCCGGGGCCGGGGCAGCGUCCGGCACCCAGGAAUGUGCAAUUUGGAUUUAUGGACCGACUGCAGAGGGAAAAGUCACAGCCAGAAUUCAAGUCAUGGAUGCUGCAGUCAUUUGUGGCAUUUGCUAAGCUGCCAAACGUGUUUAGUUAGCAGGGACCCUAUGGAUUCUGCAAAUAUGUUAAUUCUUGCGUCAUAGAGUGAUGCAAACUUUUUUUAUUUUGUUUAAAGUAUUAAACUAUGGUAAUUAACAAUGCAAAACAGGUUUAAAAAGUGCUUUGUUUUUAUGAUUUCUUGCUCCUACAGUACUGUUUCUUUAGGCAGCUGGACAGUAACCAAUAUUUCUUUCUGCUUCCUAAAGCACAGCAAUGGCAUUUCCUCAUUUGAUUUUAUCUGCAGGUCCAUUAUACCAAUGUUUUGAUUAUUAAAAUUUGUGUGUAAUGAGCUCUAGAAAUUGGCACAUUAUUUAAAUGCUACAAAGUGAUUAGAAAAUCCUAUUACCCAUUUCUUAUUUGGCAGAGAAGGCCUGACAGGAAGAUUCUUCAGUUAUGAAUCUAGCAGCCACAAGAAAAAUUUAAAAAUUAGACAAAUUGCAGCAAUCUUCCUAUCAAAAGUAUUAUAGUACACAGCACUCAGGAAAAAAAAGAAAAAAAUGUACUUUUCCAUGAAGAAGCACCACAUUCUUCAGUGAGGUGCACAUUCUGCUGCUGUGAAUUCAAACUUGGCCAAUUUAUCCUGCAUUUACACCAGGCUGAAUUUAACUCAACAGCUUACUUUUGUAUAGGGAAAGCUCUGCAUACAUAAUGAAUGAGAUCAUCAGAUAAGUUUUAGGAAGCAGGGACUCAUCUUGCAUGAAGAACAGCAUUAUUUUAAAGCAGCAGAAACUCCAGCUUGACAGGUAGGAUUUAGCAGAGUGUGUGCAAACCCUGACCUCUCAU